Molecule: messenger RNA, 1337 nt
Organism: Lemur catta (Ring-tailed lemur)
Lineage: Eukaryota; Metazoa; Chordata; Mammalia; Primates; Lemuridae
Gene: DGCR6L
Product: DiGeorge syndrome critical region gene 6 like
Exons: 5
Coding region: 318-914 (198 amino acids)
Source: RefSeq, a predicted model, not a curated record
GCGCGGACGGGGAAGCAGGGUAAGGGGUGGGGCAACGCGAGACUCUCCUGGGGCCCUCCGCAGAGGGAUGGGGCGGCCCCGCUCUGAAGGACGCAGGGAGCGGGACGCUCGGCGGCGAGAGCGGACCGACGCCCGGACGCGCAGCAUUCGGGACUGACGUAAAAAGGAACGGGGUUGAGCCGCACUGGGGACUGUCGUCAAAGGGGCGGGGCGCGCCGCGCCGCGCUCGUGACCGACGUAAGGGGGCGGGGCGCGCCGCGCUCGCGACCGACGUAAGGGGGCGAGGCGCACGUCGCUGCCGGAGGCCGGCGGGCUCCAUGGAGCGCUACGCCGGCGCCUUGGAGGAGGCGGCUGACGGGGCCCGGCAGCAGGAGCGGCACUACCAGCUGCUUUCGGCGCUGCAGAGCCUGGUCAAGGAGCUGCCCAGCUCCUUCCAGCAGCGCCUGUCCUACACCACGCUCAGCGACCUGGCUCUGGCGCUCCUCGACGGCACGGUGUUCGAGAUCGUGCAGGGGCUGCUGGAGAUCCAGCACCUCACCGAGAAGAGCCUGUACAACCAGCGCCUGCGCCUGCAGAACGAGCACCGAGUGCUCAGACAGGCGCUGCGGCAGAGCCACCAGGAUGCCCAGCAGGCCUGCCGGCCCCACAACUUGCCGGUGCUCCAGGCGGCCCAGCAGCGGGAGCUGGAGGCUGUGGAGCACCGGAUUCGAGAGGAACAGCGGGCAAUGGACAGAAAGAUCGUCCUGGAGUUAGACCGAAAGGUGGCUGACCAGCAGAGCACACUCGAGAAGGCAGGGGUAGCCGGCUUCUACGUGACCACCAACCCACAGGAGCUGAUGCUGCAGAUGAACCUGCUGGAGCUCAUCCGGAAGCUGCAGCAGAGGGGCUGCCAGGCGGGGAGGGCAGCCCUGUGACGGGGGCCCUGCAGCCGCCUGCUACCCAGCAUGGGUCAGAACUUGCCACCCUGAUGUCUGCCCACUGCCCUCCCAGCUGCCUGCAGGGGCCACCCUUCUGAGGAGAGGUUGGUGGACCCUGGCCAUGCCUGUUACCCACUGAUAUCUGGGCUCUUCUGUCCAAACGCUAGAAUAGUCUCAGAAACGGGAGGCGGGCCCCGCCUGCCCGCUGUCUGCCCCAGGGCUGGGCAGGUAGUGGGGCUGAGGGGUUCUAGCACCUCCUCCCUCCAGGGGGCAUAUCCUGACCCCACCAGGCCUCAGCCCAAGUGCUUGUUCUGGGCUCAGACCCUCCCUUGGCAGUGAUAGUCCCUACAUGGAAGAGGCUCUAAGGCCCAAGCUCUGUGUGACUCAGAGAAAUAAAGGUGCCUCGUGGCCUGCAUGACA